AUGAAAGUUGAUUCGUUCAGUUUGUUCUCAAAAUCAAUAAAUAAACACAAGGGUUCUGUAUUUGAAGCCAGUAGAUACAAACGGCAAUUGUCAUUUUAUCCAAAUAAUGAUAAAAAUUACUUGUCUUUGUACUUGACGAUAAUAUGGUGCAAUGAUGAUGAUGAUGAGAGUGAUGAUAUUGCUCCGAGUAUUAAUUGGGAGGUUAAUGUUAACUUCACUUUGUUUGUCUAUAAUCAAACAAAAGAUAAUUAUUUGGUCUUUCAAGUUGUGAGACGUUUUCACGAGAUGAAGAAAGAAUGGGGAUUUGAACAAAUAAUAUCACUUGAAACAUUCAAAGAUGUGCAUAAUGGAUACGUGGUUAAUGACUCGUGUGUAUUUGGAGCUGAAGUUUUUACCAUAAAUCAAACUGCUCCAAUUUCCGCAACACUUUUAGUUCAACGUCGAUUCAUAGAUAAUCCUAUCUUUCGUUGGGAAAUUAAAGAAUUUUUUAAGAUAACGAACAAAUAUGAACACAAUUCUCAAGUAUUUUUUUCUGGAGCAAUAGAGUGGCAUUUAAGUAUCGGUCCAAACGGGCAACUAAGCAGAGAUGGAAAAUCGUUGGCAAUGUUUUUAAUGAUGGAACAUCCAAAAGAAUCAACAACUUAUGUUGAGUUUUGUCUCUGA
Molecule: messenger RNA, 663 nt
Organism: Cannabis sativa
Lineage: Eukaryota; Viridiplantae; Streptophyta; Magnoliopsida; Rosales; Cannabaceae
Product: ubiquitin C-terminal hydrolase 12-like
Exons: 4
Coding region: 1-663 (220 amino acids)
Molecular function (GO): protein binding
Source: RefSeq, a predicted model, not a curated record